This is a messenger RNA of Salarias fasciatus (jewelled blenny), 2451 nucleotides long. It is a transcript of the gene syk, whose product is annotated as spleen tyrosine kinase. Gene Ontology annotation, biological process: intracellular signal transduction; protein phosphorylation. Gene Ontology annotation, molecular function: non-membrane spanning protein tyrosine kinase activity; ATP binding. NCBI's taxonomy places the organism in Eukaryota, Metazoa, Chordata, Actinopteri, Blenniiformes, Blenniidae. The record is from RefSeq and is a predicted model, not a curated record. Gene Ontology annotation, cellular component: cytoplasm. Bases 189 to 2054 code for a protein of 621 amino acids. The transcript is spliced from 14 exons.
CAGUGUUAAAAUGUGAAGGAAGCUGUUGAAAUGAGGAAGUUGGAGGGCUGCACGGCUUCAGACCGAGUCUGAGGUGAGAUGUAGACGGACUGAACGGACCGAGGAAGCAGCUCCGCUCCGCUCAGCUCGCACAGAUUCUUGCUUCCUGGUGGCUGAACCCGGCUCGGCCCACCAGCGACAGAGACACCAUGUCCGACAACGUCAACGCCUUGCCGUUCUUCUACGGGAACAUCACCCGGGAGGAGGCGGAGAGCUACCUGAAGCCGGCGGGCUCGGACAGCGGCGUCUACCUCCUGCGGCAGAGCAGGAACUACCUGGGGGGGUUCGCGCUGUCGGUGUCCAACCUGGGCCGCUGCUACCACUACACCAUCGAGAGGCAGCCCAACGAGACCUACGCCAUCGCCGGGGGCAAGAGCCACCGCAGCCCCGUGGACGUGAUCGACUACCACUCCCAGGAGACGGACGGCCUGGUGUGCCUGCUGAAGAAGCCUUGCAACCGGCCCAAGAACAUGCAGCCCAAGGUGGGCCCGUUCGAGGACCUGAAGGAGAAGCUGAUCCGCGAGUACGUCAAGCAGACCUGGAACCUGCAGGGCGCCGCCCUGGAGCAGGCCAUCAUCAGCCAGAGGCCUCAGCUGGAGAAGCUGAUCGCCACCACGGCCCACGAGCGCAUGCCCUGGUUCCACGGGACCAUCACGCGAGAGGACUCCGAGCCGCGGCUGCAGCACGGGCCCCGCGUCAACGGGAAGUUCCUGAUUCGACAGAGGGACACCAAAGGCUCGUACGCUCUGUGUCUGCUGCACGAGGGGCAGGUCAUGCACUACCGCAUCGACAGGGACCGCAGCGGAAAGCUGUCCAUCCCCGACGGGAAGAAGUUCGACACCCUGUGGCAGCUGGUGGAGCACUACUCCUACAAGCCCGACGGGCUGCUGCGGGUGCUGACGGAGGCCUGUCCCCGACCCGACGGAGACAUCACUCUGGUCGACCCCUCGCUGCAGCAUCACCUCGGGCUGGGUCAGAGCCUGCAUAAUGCAACCAAUGGACUCAUCUCCAUAAUCAAGAGGACCGCCAUACUGGGACGGCAAAAGCUGCCGGGUUCUCGACAUGACAACUCAGACCAUCUCAAUUCGUACGAAACCAGAGUGCCCAGCGGUCAAGCUCACACCAAAGAGGCCAUGCCGAUGGACACGGGGGUGUACGAGAGUCCUUACGCUGAUCCGGACGAACUGCGGAGCUCCACCGUGAACCGCAGCCAGCUCUUCCUGGAGGACGGAGAACUGGGCUCUGGAAACUUUGGCACGGUCUUAAGAGGCACCUACACCAUGAGGAAGACAAAGAAACCCGUCGCCGUCAAAAUCCUGAAGAACGACGACAGCAACCCGUCAGUCCGCGAGGAGAUGCUGCGAGAAGCCAACGUCAUGCAGCAGCUGGACAAUCCCUACAUCGUGAGGAUGAUCGGCAUCUGCGAGGCGGAGAACCUCAUGCUGGUGAUGGAGCUGGCCGAGCUGGGGCCGCUCCACAAGUUCCUGCAGAAAAACAAGAGCACCUCCAUGAAGAACAUCACUGAGCUGGUCCACCAGGUGUCCAUGGGCAUGAAGUACCUGGAGGAGCAUAACUUCGUCCACAGGGACCUGGCGGCCCGAAACGUCCUGCUGGUCACGCAGCACUACGCCAAGAUCAGCGACUUCGGCCUGUCUAAGGCCGUGGCCGAGGAGCAGAACUACUACAAGGCAAAGGCUCAUGGGAAGUGGCCGGUGAAGUGGUACGCUCCCGAGUGCAUCAACUACUUCAAGUUCUCCUCGAAAAGCGACGUGUGGAGCUUCGGGGUGCUCAUGUGGGAGGCCUUCUCCUACGGACAGAAGCCAUACAAGGGGAUGAAGGGGAACGACGUGAUGCAGAUGAUCGAGAGCGGGCAGCGGAUGGACUCGCCGCCGAACUGCCCCCCGGAGAUGUACGAGCUGAUGAGGACCUGCUGGACGUACAAGGCAGAAGAACGGCCGGCGUUCUCCAUCGUGGAGCCCAGGCUACGAGAGUAUUACUACGACAUCGCUCAGUGAUCCGUCAUGUGGACGUCUGGAGUCUAUGCAAACUCUUGGCUGAGGAGGAAAAUCCCAGCAGCUGGAAAUGGUUAUGUAAUAUUCACUGUUAGUUCAACUUUUAAUAUAAGUAUGCAAUAAUAAUAAUAUUGAUAAGAAUGGCAUUUAUUUUAUUACUUUGAGUCCCUGGAAGUUGUGAUGAACAUGUGAGUUCAGCUAACUUCACGGAAACGAAGGAGAACUCGCUUAAAUGCUGCAUGCUUCAUGUGAAACAGCAGGGGUGUCAAACAUAUGGUUCAGGGGCCAAAACCGGCCCGCCAGAGUCUUAAUUUAUGUAGUGGGGAUUGUAGUGUUGAAGGAAUGUGGGAUAGAAACUGCAUCGUGGUGCAAAUGGGUUAAAGUCAGGGGUUAGGGGUGA